AUGGUAUCUUCCCACUUACGUGGGGUGGGGAGUUUGGAGAAAUUCCGAACUCUGACUCUCCAAAUCCUGACCCAAGAUCUGCCGCACAACAACGGACCGAGGACUUCAGGAAUAAAGGUAAAAUGUCCGUAAUCGCAGGAGAUCUCAGCAUAUUAUAUAUAUGUAUGGGGAUUAUUCGCUAAUUGGGGGGGAUUGUGGAGAAUUUACAUAAAAUUGCACGUUUUAACCCAAAAUAGCCAAAUUGGAAAAUAAUUUGCCCGACGAUGGAGAGAGUGUGUGUUGUGGCUGAUUUGUUCUAAAUUCUGUGAUUUCCUUCUCAAUUCUCCACAUUUCUCAGUUUAGUAAAUAAGCCUCUAUAAAAUAUGUUUGUGUUUUUUUAAUCCUUUCAGAAAUUGCUUUAUGGUGGUUGGUGAGGGAAUCUGCAGAAUAGGGCAAUAGAAGGCGGGUGCCCCCUGAAUAUUGGCCGUCUCUGCAUUUGGGAUUUUAGAGGAUGUAUAGCGAGGCACAGCUUAUUCACAUACUGGCGUAGCACUGGAAGAAUUUUGGGGACACCCCUGUGAUUAGUGUUCUAAAUGGACAUCAAGCUGGGGGCGAGUGAGAUCACUGCUUUACCUGUCUGAUUAGCAAAGGGUUAAACAUAAUUAUUAUUAUUAUUAUUAUCUAAUUAAACAUAGCAAUGUUCUUCCCAUCCCCAUGUGGAUCUGUUAAAUACCAUGGCAGAUGAAUUUCCCAGUUAAUUAGAUGUGAUCUGUAUAUAAAGUGAGAUUAAUGUAUAACAUCAGAGGGGGAGCUAAUCAGAGCAAGCCUGGAUGGAUGGGGAAUCUCACUGCCUAGCUCCAAGUCUUCCUGCUUUACAAGAGAUCACAAAGCUCCACAGCAACCAAACUCACAGCAAUAUACAGUGUGUAUGAGUGCAUCACAGAGCUCCACAGCAACCAAACUCACAGCAAUAUACAGUGUGUACAAGUGUAUCACAGAGCUCCACAGCAACCAAACUCACAGCAAUAUACAGUGUGUAUGAGUGCAUCACAGAGCUCCACAUCAAUAAAACUCACAGCAAUGUGCAGUGUGUGAGUGUAUCACAGAGCUCCACAAUAAUAAAACUCACAGUGAUAUACAGUGUGUUUGAAUGUUACACAGAGUCCACAGCAAUAAAACUAACAAUAAUAUAUAAUAUUCUGGUGUAUUCAUAUAACAGGUUUAUUAAUUCUGUCUAUUAGAACAUUUGCAAUUAGAGCAGUGUAUCAGAACUAGUUGUGCAUUAAGUGGGUUAACAUUUCAUUAGUUUUAUCUCUGUAUUAGAGCUGUGUAUUGUUAAUAUUACCGACCCCUCCAUUGGAUAUCGAUAAUAUUACAGACCCCCUCCACUGGAUACUGAUAUUACAGGCCCCCUGCACUGGAUAUAUCUCAUAUUGCAGACCCCCUCCACGGGAUAUCAAUAAUAUUACAGAACCCCUCCACUGGAUAUCGAUAAUAUUGCAGACCCCCUCCAUUGGAUAUCAAUAAUAUUACAGACCCCCUCCAUUGGAUACUGAUAUUACAGUCCCCCUGCACUGUAUAUAUUUCAUAUUGCAGACCCCCUCCACUGGAUAUCAACAAUAUUACAGAUCCCCUCUAUUGGAUAUCAAUAAUAUUACAGACCCCCUCUAUUGGAUAUCAAUAAUAUUACAGACCCCCUCCAUUGGAUACUGAUAAUAUUACAGCCCCCCUCCACUGGAUAUCAAUAAUAUUACAGACCCCCUCCAUUGGAUACUGAUAACAUUGCAGACCCCCUCCACUGGAUAUCAAUAAUAUUACAGACCCCCUCCACUGGAUGUCGAUAAUAUUUCAGACCCCCUCCAUUGGCUACUGAUAAUAUGACAGCCCCCCUCCACUGGAUAUAUUUCAUAUUACAGACCCACUCCACUGGAUAGCAAUAAUAUUACAGACCCCCUCCACUGGAUACUGAUAAUAUUUCAGACCCCCUCCAUUGGCUACUGAUAAUAUGACAGCCCCCCUCCACUGGAUAUAUUUCAUAUUACAGACCCACUCCACGGGAUAUCAAUAAUAUUACAGAACCCCUCCACUGGAUAUCGAUAAUAUUGCAGACCCCCUCCAGUGGAUAUCGAUAAUAUUACAGGCUCCCUCCACUGGAUAUAUUUCAUAUUACAGACCACCCACUAGCUAUCCACACUAUUACAGACCACCACCAAUUGUCUACACUAACAGAUCCUCCACCAUCUGUCCAUUAUAUUAAUGGACCCCCACCAGCUGUCCAUUUUAGAGCAGCCCCCCUAAAUAAAUGCCCAGUAUAGUACAGUCUUUCUCAAUAGUUGCCCAUUAGAGUACACUCGCUUUCAAUAACUUGCCAUACAAUUAGAGACCCCUCACAAACUUCACAUACAGUACUAUUAAAGACCCCCUCCUAGUUAUUGCAGACCACCUACCGGAUCCGGUUGCUCUCUGUGUAUUAGAGCUAUAAAGUGAGAGCUAAGUCUCCGUAUAUGAGCUCUGUAUAUUAGAGCUAUAAAGUGAGAGCUAAGUCUCCGUAUAUGAGCUCUCUGUGUAUUAGAGCUAUAAAGUGAGAGCUAAGUCUCUGUAUAUGAGUUCUCUGUGUAUUAGAGCUGUAUAUUGAGAGCUAAGUCUCUGUAUAUAAGCUCUCUGUGUAUUAGAGCUAUAAAGUGAGAGCUAAGUCUCUGUAUAUGAGCUCUCUGUGUAUUAGAGCUAUAACGUAAGAGCUAAGUCUCUGAAUAUAAGCUCUCUGUGUAUUAGAGCUAUAAAGUGAGAGCUAAGUCUCUGUAUAUGAGCUCUCUGUGUAUUAGAGCUGUAUAGUGAGAGCUAAGUCUCUGUAUAUGAGUUCUCUGUGUAUUAGAGCUGUAUAGUGAGAGCUAAGUCUCUGUAUAUGAGUUCUCUGUGUAUUAGAGCUAUAAAGUGAGAGCUAAGUCUCUGUAUAUGAGCUCUCUGUGUAUUAGGGCUAUAACGUGAGAGCUAAGUCUCUGUAUAUGAGCUCUCUGUGUAUUAGAGCUAUAAAGUGAGAGCUAAGUCUCUGUAUAUGAGCUCUCUGUGUAUUAGAGCUGUAUAGUGAGAGCUAAGUCUCUGUAUAUGAGCUCUCUGUGUAUUUGGGCUAUAACGUGAGAGCUAAGUCUCUGUAUAUGAGCUCUCUGUGUAUUAGAGCUAUAAAGUGAGAGCUAAGUCUCUGUAUAUGAGCUCUCUGUGUAUUAGAGCUGUAUAGUGAGAGCUAAGUCUCUGUAUAUGAGCUCUCUGUGUAUUAGAGCUAUAAAGUGAGAGCUAAGUCUAUGUAUAUGAGCUCUCUGUGUAUUAGAGCUGUAUAGUGAGAGCUAAGUCUCUGUAUAUGAGCUCUCUGUGUAUUAGAGCUGUAUAGUGAGAGCUAAGUCUUUGCAUAUGAGCUCUCUGUGUAUUAGAGCUGUAUAUUGAGAGCUAAGUCUCUGUAUAUGAGCUCUCUGUGUAUUAGAGCUAUAAAGUGAGAGCUAAGUCUCUGUAUAUGAGCUCUCUGUGUAUUAGAGCUAUAAAGUGAGAGCUAAGUCUCUGUAUAUGAGCUCUCUGUGUAUUAGAGCUAUAAAGUGAGAGCUAAGUCUCUGUAUAUGAGCUCUCUGUGUAUUAGAGCUGUAUAGUGAGAGCUAAGUCUCUGUAUAUGAGCUCUCUGUGUAUUAGAGCUGUAAAGUGAGAGCUAAGUCUCUGUAUAUGAGCUCUCUGUGUAUUAGAGCUGUAUAGUGAGAGCUAAGUCUCUGUAUAUGAGCUCUCUGUGUAUUAGAGCUGUAUAGUGAGAGCUAAGUCUCUGUAUAUGAGUUCUCUGUGUAUUAGAGCUGUAUAUUGAGAGCUAAGUCUCUGUAUAUGAGCUCUCUGUGUAUUAGAGCUAUAAAGUGAGAGCUAAGUCUCUGUAUAUGAGCUCUCUGUGUAUUAGAGCUAUAACGUGAGAGCUAAGUCUCUGUAUAUGAGCUCUCUGUGUAUUAGAGCUAUAAAGUGAGAGCUAAGUCUCUGUAUAUGAGCUCUCUGUGUAUUAGAGCUAUAACGUGAGAGCUAAGUCUCUGUAUAUGAGCUCUCUGUGUAUUAGAGCUGUAUAUUGAGAGCUGAUUUUUAGAGUUUUGUCUGUAUAUGAAGCUUGGGUUUGAGACAUAACAUUUCCAUGCGUAGAGAAAUGUGUUUUUAGAUUGUAAGCUUGCAGACAAGGCUCUUGAUAACUGGAUUGUUUGUCAAACCUUUAGUUAUUAUGUCAUUGACUUAAUGAACCCAACGCUGCGGAAGGUGUUGCUGCUAUAUAAGUUAAUAAUGUGAAUGGUAAUUUUAAUAAAUGAAUGUAUAUUGGGACUUAUGACACCACGUGCCAGUGAGUGAGGUAGAGGUCGGUCUGUGUAUUUUGAGAUAAGUGAUAUAUGUCCUGACAGAUGUCAUCAUUAGCGAUGACACUUAUUGUGACCCACAUUCCCCAGCCCUGGGGUGGGUGUCCUGGGGAAGCUGUGCCUGACAUUCACUGGUCUCCAGUGUCAGACUUUCCUUACAGAGGAGAUUCCUGGCCGGUGUAGACAGCCCCUAAUUAUAGGCCAGACACAGGCAGUGACAAAGCACUGAGUGGCUGAUGAAAGGGGCAGGAGAUGGAUGUGCUAGAUUAUUACCCUGCUUGGUGGAGACUGUAAAACAUUCUCCAAAUUAAAUACUUCUCCUGUGUCUGAGGAGCGAGAAGCUAGUAAGGAGUGAUGGGAGACAUGGCCGGAGAUAGGGAUUAGAAAGAUGAUUUCAAUAUCUAUCAAUGAAGAGAUAUAGCCAUAUGUAUCAAUGAUAUAACCAUAUGUAUCAAUGAGAAGAGAUAUAGCCAUAUGUAUCAAUGGGAAGAGAUAUAGCCAUAUGUAUCAAUGGGAAGAGAUAUAGCCAUAUGUAUCAAUGGGAAGAGAUAUAGCCAUAUGUAUCAAUGGGAAGAGAUAUAGCCAUAUCUAUCAAUGGGAAGAGAUAUAGCCAUAUCUAUCCAAGAUAUAGCCAUAUAUCGAUAUCCAGAUAUCUAUCAAUGGGAAGGAGAUAUAGCCAUAUGUAUCAAUGGGAAGAAGAUAGCCAUAUGUAUCAUAUGAAGAGAUAUAGCCAUAUCUAUCAAUGGGAAGGAUAUAGCCAUAUGUAUCAAUGGGAAGAGAUAUAGUAUCAAUGGGAAGAAUAUGUAUGUCAUGUAUCAGAAGAGAUAUAGCCAUAUCUAUCAAUGGGAAGAGAUAUAGCCAUAUGUAUCAAUGGGAAGAGAUAUAGCCAUAUGUAUCAAUGAGAAGAGAUAUAGCCAUAUGUAUCAAUGGGAAGAGAUAUAGCCAUAUGUAUCAAUGAGAAGAGAUAUAGCCAUAUGUAUCAAUGGGAAGAGAUAUAGCCAUAUGUAUCAAUGAGAAGAGAUAUAACCAUAUGUAUCAAUGGGAAGAGAUAUAGCCAUAUCUAUCAAUGGGAAGAGAUAUAGCCAUAUGUAUCAAUGAGAAGAGAUAUAGCCAUAUGUAUCAAUGGGAAGAGAUAUAGCCAUAUGUAUCAAUGAGAAGAGAUAUAGCCAUAUCUAUCAAUGAGAAGAGAUAUAGCCAUAUGUAUCAAUGGGAAGAGAUAUAGCCAUAUGUAUCAAUGGGAAGAGCUAUAGCCAUAUCUAUCAAUGAGAAGAGAUAUAGCCAUAUGUAUCAAUGAGAAGAGAUAUAGCCAUAUCUAUCAAUGAGGAAGAGAUAUAGCCAUAUGUAUCAAUGAGAAGAGAUAUAGCCAUAUGUAUCAAUGAGAAGAGAUAUAGCCAUAUGUAUCAAUGGGAAGAGAUAUAGCCAUAUGUAUCAAUGAGAAGAGAUAUAGCCAUAUGUAUCAAUGGAGAAGAUGAUAUAGCCAUAUCUAUCAAUGGGAAGAGAUAUAGCCAUAUGUAUCAAUGAGAAGAGAUAUAGCCAUAUGUAUCAAUGAGAAGAGAUAUAGUCAUAUGUAUCAAUGGGAAGAGAUAUAGCCAUAUGUAUCAAUGAGAAGAGAUAUAGCCAUAUGUAUCAAUGGGAAGAGAUAUAGCCAUAUGUAUCAAUGAGAAGAGAUAUAGCCAUAUGUAUCAAUGGGAAGAGAUAUAGCCAUAUGUAUCAAUGAGAAGAGAUAUAGCCAUAUGUAUCAAUGGGAAGAGAUAUAGCCAUAUGUAUCAAUGAGAAGAGAUAUAACCAUAUGUAUCAAUGGGAAGAGAUAUAGCCAUAUGUAUCAAUGAGAAGAGAUAUAGCCAUAUGUAUCAAUGAGAAGAGAUAUAGCCAUAUGUAUCAAUGAGAAGAGAUAUAGCCAUAUGUAUCAAUGGGAUGAGAUAUAACCAUAUGUAACAUAUCAAGGUGCGCUUCCCUCAUUAUCAGACUAUCCCGUAUUCACAUCCUGACACCUCUCACAUAUUCUCUUGAUGCAUCUACAUGAACUCAAUCUUUCAUCCUACAAUGCAUCCCCAUCCUACUCUCUGAGUCCAAAUUAUAUUGUGCAAUUCAUCCUGGUUUCAUCUCUCCAGAACUAUCCUUCUUCUGCAAAAAAUUCUAAUACUCUAACUUUCUAGAUUCAUCUCCCUGAACCCCAACCAGGUUACAGUGAGUGUGCUGCUCAGGUAGUGUGUGUUAUAGGAGGUGUGGGGAGCUGCAGUGAGCGUGCUGCUCAGGUAGUGUGUGUUAUAGGAGGUGUGGGGAGCUGCAGGUAGUGUGCUGCUCAGGUAGUGUGGGUUAUAGGAGAUGUGGGGAGCUGCAGGUAGUGUGCUGCUCAGGUAGUGUGGGUUAUAGGAGGUGUGGGGAGCUGCAGGUAGUGUGCUGCUCAGGUAGUGUGUGUUAUAGGAGGUGUGGGGAGCUGCAGGUAGUGUGCUGCUCAGGUAGUGUGGGUUAUAGGAGGUGUGGGGAGCUGCAGUGAGCGUGCUGCUAGGUAGUGUGGGUUAUAGGAGGUGUGGGAGCUGCAGUGAGUGCUGCUCAGGUAGUGUGUGUUAUAAGAGGUGUGGGGAGCUGCAGUGAGUGUGCUGCUCAGGUAGUGUGUGUUAUAGGAGGUGUGGGGAGCUGCAGUGAGUGUGCUGCUCAGGUAGUGUGGGUUAUAGGAGGUGUGGGGAGCUGCAGUGAGUGAGCUGCUCAGGUUGUGUGUGUUAUAGGAGUUGUGGGAGCUGCAGUGAGUGUGCUGCUCAGGUAGAGUGGGUUAUAGGAGGUAUGGGAGCUGCAGUGAGCGUGCUGCUCAGGUAGUGUGGGUUAUAGGAGGUGUGGGGAGCUGCAGUGAGCAUGCUGCUCAGGUAGUGUGUGUUAUAGGAGGUGUGGGAGCUGCAGUGAGCGUGCUGCUCAGGUAGUGUGGGUUAUAGGAGGUGUGAGGGGUCAGUGAGCAUGCUAAAAGGUAGUGUGUGUAUAGGAGGUGUGGGGAGCUGCAGUAAGUGUGCUGCUCAGGUUGUGUGUGUUAUAGGAGGUGUGAGGAGCUGCAGUGAGCAUGCUGCUCAGGUAGUGUGGGUUAUAGGAGGUGUGGGGAGCUGCAGUGAGCGUGCUGCUCAGGUAGUGUGUGUUAUAGGAGGUGUGGGGAGCUGCAGUGAGCGUGCUGCUGAGUAAUGUGGGAAUUGUCCAGAAUAAUGCUUUAAAUGAGGUAAUGAGGGUGAAUGGGUGUCUGGAUUCAAAUAUUACUACUAAUGCCAUUGGUUGAAAUUGUAAUUGCUCCAGAACUUUACACAAUGCAAUUUCUAUUAUUAAUAAAAAAAUAUUAACUUUUUUUUAAAAUUCAUCUUAUAUAGUUUUACCUGUAGUUGAUCUGUCUCCAAAAUCUAAUAUUUCAGGAACUCUCACCUUGUCACGAUGUCACAGAAAAAAUCGUCAUCCAAGAGUAGCCGCUCCCGACCGAAAUCUACAGCUUCACCGUCUGCCACCAACAGUUACUACACGGACUCUCUGGGGUUCAUGGCGAUGGAUUGCAAUGUCCCUGGCCUCUCCAACGUCAUCCUGCAAAGACUGAACAUGAAAAGCUACGAAGAAUAUCGGUACUUGGAUAUUUAAUUUGUUCGUUGUCUCUCUCUUUCGUCAACUGCAACUUCGUACAGGUUUAUUCAUAGAGUUCUAUCAUCCUUCUCUUCCCUCCAGCCCAUUUAACAAUGAGUGUUUUUUUUACCUGCAGUAAUCUGUAGCUCAGAGUAGCCGUUUGUUUGAAUGAAAUGCCUAAAGAUCAUUUCUGGUGCAUAGAUCUAAAAGUGGAGCAAUUGGCAUGGAAACCAGUGGAAUGUUCCAGCUAAUUGCUCCGAGAUUAGAAUUUACUACCUUAACAGUCCACAUUUGCCUUGGUUGUGCAAUCCAAGAAAGGCCUGUCUUUGGGAGCACAUGAAGAUCAUUUGAAUGUCGAUGAGCAUAUAGAUUUCGUAUGACAUUUUAAUACCGUAUUUUACAGUCUGUACUGUACUAUCCAGUAUGUCAUUAAUUUCUCUAUGAAUUGUUUUGUCAUGUCAAGGGACACUACAUUGCUAUUUUAUAUCAUGGUAAAUAGCUUCAAUGACUAUCGUAGAAUUGAUUUAAAGCAGUAUCGUUGACAUUUCAUGGGUGUGACUUUCAUUUUUGUAAUUUUUUUAAUGUUUGCCACUUAAAAUGUUGGUGUUUCAAUCUCAUUAACUGCCACUCUCCUAAAACAUUUGUUCAUAUCUCGCCUGACAAUCUUGCAGUUAACAUUGAUUAAGCAUCGUCCUCUCACGAAGGAUUGUGUCUGAUUCAGCCCCAGUGAUGUCUCUUUAAUUCUUUUCCAGAAAAAAAAAAAAAAAGAAACAAAACGUCUUGUUAUUACAACAUAGCGCAGUUGUUACUUGUUACGUAAUAUUUUAUUUAUUAUAUAUGGCUAUAUAAGGCAUUUUAUGCAGAUUUUCUCUUAAUCUCCUCUACAAUAAAUUGUGUCAGUAUGUAUGUUUCUCAUUUGUUUGUGGGUUUGCCAAUCUCCUAUCCCCCUUUAAUGUCAAUUCAGCUCUAGUGCCCAGUUUGCAGAAUUUGUUAAAAAGGGGGAAAACAAAGACAAAUAAGAUAUUCCUGUAAGCAGACACAUUUGCAUAAAAUGCCCUGCUUGUGCCUUUUAUAAGGGUGAUAUGAAUCAUACAUGUGAUUCAUACAUUUAAAUUAAAAAUGAAUAAUGAAAGUAACUUAUGGGUUCUAAAUACGCCUAUCUCAAAAAUGUCAGAUGCUCUUUACAUUUUCCUUUGUACCUGUCCUCAGGACUGCAGUUACUGGUACGAGUCUUGCUACAAAUUAUGGCAUUCGAACGUACUCGGAGAUGUUUCAGAAGAUGGAAGAUACCUACAAAUUCUGUGCUCAGUGUAAGAAACUCCCAUCUCACCUCUCCGAUCCUCGCAACAUGAGGCGCUGCAAAAGGUAUACCGUCAAUAAAUAAGCCUGUACUUCCUAUACUUUGGAACUGCAUGUGUGGCAGACUACCUUUCCCACAAUGCACUGCAAGGCAUGCAGCAUCGUUGCUGUGUACAGUACUGCCUCUCACUGCAUCAGACUUACAACAGCCUUAAAUUAACUAUUAACAAGCUGUAUCCAAUGUUUACAUACCAUUUCUGUAAGUCGUAUGUCGGAUGUGUUUUGUUAGAAUUUAAUAUUUGCCUUGUUUACCUAUAGUUCAGCGAUGCGAAAUAUGUUGGCGCUAUAUAAAGAAUUGUAAUUAUAAUUGUAGGGACCUUUGCGGUGUAUUCACUAAAGUUUGAGCUGCAGAAUAAGAUCUGCUUCUAACACAUAAAUUAAAGUUUAUAGAGGUCCAUGGGGUACAUCUCAUGCGAUCAAGUGUGAGAAUGAAUAUUUCAUAUAUGUGUGACGCAAACAGAAUUCCUUCUGGCGCAAUACAAUAAACAGAUCAAUAAACACCCUUUCCCCGUGUUCGUUACCAUCUCCACUGAGCUUUAAUCAGAGACGUUCUGAUCAGCAAAUAACACAGUGACUGGUAACGUCUUGUCAGGGGCUCACGUCGGUCUUUCUUGGUCAGAGAGCCCCUAACAAGAUGUUCUGAUCAGCAAAUAACACAGUCACUGGUAACGUCUUGUCAGGAGCUCACGUUGGUCUUUCUUGGUUUAGAGAGCCCCUAACAAGACGUUCUGAUCAGCAAAUAACACAGUCACUGGUAACUUCUUGUCAGGAGCUCACGUUGGUCUUUCUUGGUUUAGAGAGCCCCUAACAAGACGUUCUGAUCAGCAAAUAACACAGUCACUGGUAACGUCUUGUCAGGGGCUCACGUCGGUCUUUCUUGGUCAGAGAGCGUGCCUGAUGAGAUGGCAUGCGUUCACACAUGGUUCAAGACGUUCUCUCGUCCUGUUAGCACUUUAACAGAUAUACACAUUCUGUGUCAUCCAGCUCUCAUUUUGUCCUUCAUUCCAAAGACUUUGAUUAUCUGCGAUCCGUAUAACCUUAGGGAGUCACCGAGAUUGCUACCACAAUAUAAAUGACCAUACCAGAGGAUGGCUGUCUCUUUUCCUCGUUUUCCUCUGAUUAUCCAGUAACUCCACAUAUAACUGCAUGGCAAUGUCAAUUUAUUAAUACAUGCAUACUAACAAAUCAUAUACAAUUCUAUAAAGGGUAAUUUCAUUAUAAUUGCAUAGAUGAAGGACCGUGAUUCACAAACUAUGUGCGUUUAAUCAUUGGUGAAACUGGCCACAAAUGUGUAUUGUACAAGUUAGACUUAAUAGAAAACUACUGCUGCAACCGAGAUGCUGUCAGAGAGGAUUUAAAUAGUGCUAAUAACUCCAAACUGUCCUGAAUUCAGUGCGACAGUCCCAAUUUACGCCCCCUGUUCCUUCACUCUGCAUUGGUUCUCCGGUGUCCUGCUUCUGGGGCCAAAAGUGACAAAUUUUGUAAAAGCAAAGUAUUAAAGUGUUAUUGGACGCUAGCAUAAUUCAGGGUGUAUCUGCCCAUACCAGGGUCCUGGGCAUGUCAGACGGAAGGCUAGAGGGGCAGCCAGUCAUUCAGACACACACACCAGAGUAACAUGCCCCCCUCUAUAUUGGAAGGGGUGGUAGUGCCAGCCAGGUGUAGUAGAUGUGAUUAGCAGCAUCCACAUAUUCCUAACCAUUAAUGCAGCACACCCCAAACUGUCCGGCUUUGGAUGUACACAUGGCAUGAUGCCCACAUUUGUACAUUCACAAGAGACUGGCACAAGCACACAGGAAUUCGCUACGCAAGCAGCACCAAAGACAGGCAUCAAUAAUAACAUUAAAUGUUAGAUAUCUCUAUACCUGGCUAGCACAAUAUGUGGGUUAAAUUAGGAGGACAACGUAAAAACCAGAGACCGACAUCUUCUCCAUAACAGAGUCCCUUUAAAUGUAUUUAAUGUAAAAGCUGGAUAUUAGGAAAAGCUAAAUAUUCACUAAACAACGGAUUGUAACUGAGCUGAUCUGCAAAAUGCAGGAAAAAUAGCAGAUUUGAAAAUAUUCUCCGAUUUGUCUCAAGUCACAGUUUUUGCUAUUUUAGCUUCGAUUUUAUGAUCGGGGGUUUAUUUCGCUACCAUUCGGUGUUUAGUGAACAAAUCCCUUUGAAUGAAAAUGGAAAAUUCUCUUCUAACGGUAAAGAGACACGAAGCUUUUAGUAAGGGACACAGUGUCCGUUCUCCCUCUGCCGUCGUCGCACUGUGCUAGUUUAUCAGUCUGCAGGCGCAGUGUUGGGAAUUUCAGUAAAUCUACAUCCGUGCAGAGAAACACGGCAGCUUUGUAUGGACUUGGCAACGUCAACAUGUGUCGGAGAUCCACUAAAUCCGUCCACAUGCCAAAAACAUUUGUUAUAUGUUCACUACAAGCUGCUUAUCUGAUUGGCUAUUCAGGGUUAUUCAGUAAGAGUUUUAUCUAAUUAACUCCGAGCUGUAACAAAUUAAAACACAAAUAGCUAAAUGUAGGCUUAAGCAGUCAAACUGUAGAUCUGGCUUGGAGAAUUUUUUUAAUUUCAACAUUUUUAGCCUGAAAUUAAAUUCACUUUUAAUUCAGUUUGAAAUCUCAACAAUUGAUAUUUUAGUGAAUUUCCUUACAGUAUUUCGUUCUUGUCUUAUCCCUGAAGCUCUUAAUUCUGUUUUUGCUCUGGAGGUUUUUUUGCGCUUUGCAUCAGUUCACAUAUAUUAAAGGGACAGUAUAGUUAAAGGACCACUAUAGGCACCCAGACCACUUCAGCUCAAUUAAGUGGUCUGAGUGCCAGGUCCCCCUAGUUUUAGCCCUGCAGCUGAAAACCUUCAGAGAAGCUGCUAUGUUUACACUGAGGUUUAAUCCAGCCUCUAGUGGCUGUCUCACUGACAGCCGCUAGAGGUGCUUCUGCGAUCCUCAAUGAGAAUCGAAUUGAGGACACACUGGAUGUCCAUAGGAAAGCACUGAGUUAUGCUUUUCUCUGGGCGGUUUGAAUGGGCGCAUGGCUCUACCCGCGCAUGCGCAUUCAGAGCUGACGUCAGCAGAGGGAGGAGAGGUCACCGGCACCAAGGGAGCCCGGCACUGGAUUAAGGUAAGUGGCUGAAGAGGUUUUAACCUCUUCAGCCCAGCGGCAGAGGGGGGGGACCUAAUAACCCUACAGGGCCAAGAAAACAAGUGUUGUUUUCCUGGCACUAUACUUCUCCUUUAACAAAAUAACUUUAACUUAAUGAAGCUGUUUUGGUGUAUAGAUUAUGCCCCUGCAGUCUCACUGCUCAAUUAUCUGCUGUUUAGGAGUUAAAUCACUUUGUUUAUGCAGCCCUAGCAACACCUCCCUGCAUUUGAUUUACACAAUUCUUCCUAAACACUUCCUUUAAAGAGUCAUCUAAUGUUUAUACUUCCUUUAUUGCAAAUUCUAUUUAUUUUAGAAUCUUUUAUCGCUUGCUCUGUUAAUAACUUGAUAGACCCUGCAGGAGCCUCCUGUAUGUAAUUAGAGUCCAAUUUACGGAGCAGGAGAUAAAAACUUUUAAAGUGAGUUACAUCUGAUUGAAAACUAAACCAUGUUUUCAUGCAGGCUGUGUCAGUCACAGUCAGGGGAGGCAUGGCUAUGGCUUCAUAAUCAGAAACAAAAGUUAUUUAAGUCCUAAAUGGCAGAGAAGUGAGCAGUGAGACUGCAGGGACACGAUUUAUACACCAGAACAGCUUCAUUAAGAUAAAGUUGAUUUGGUUACUAUAGUGUCCCUUUAAAUAGUUAGCAAUACCCUUUUGUUUGUGAAUUGUAUUCAAUACAAUUUUCUGUUUUUUAUUUACUCCUUUUCACUCAUUUGGGCUUUUUUCAUCCUAAUAUCCUAUUAUUUUUGAUAUGUGACCCAUCGUCUUGCAGAUGUCAGAACGUGUAUUACUGUAGCUCAGAGUGUAUUCGGGAGAACUGGGCAUCGCAUAAGAAAUUCUGCCGGAAACUAAAGUUGGCAGCGAUUGACCGAUUAGUCGAAUGGCUGGUCUUUACAGGUAACACCCAUAAAGUUCAUAAACAUUAACCUUCAAGACUAUAUACCAAGGGUGCCCAGCUUGGAAUAAAAUGCCAAUAAUGCCAUAGACAAGGUUCAUUUUUUACCUAACGGUCACCGGUCGCUAACAGUGUGGUUUUUAUACCUUCACCAUCAUUUGAAAACAAUUAAGAGCCAGUGGGGUAUCUGUAUUCGCAAUUAAUUUCCCUGUUCCCUUCAAAACACCAGCAUUUUUAGUUUUCACAAUCUGCUGCACGUGUGGAAUCUCGGAGUACAGAAGGGAGAUAUUCAAGCCAGUGGCAAUAGAUUACCCCUCUCUUGCUUACGUUUCAGUUUGCUCUGUUCAUUUUUUUUGAAGCUGCUAUUGAUUCCCCACUAACAGUUCCAGGGUUAUACAAUGAAGCACGUCAAGUGCCUACUGCCACAGGAAGAUGCAAACCGAUAUCUAGCCCCCAGCAGAUGAUGAACUGUUGUUGGCACGUAAGUGCGGGCAGGGCCCUAAACGGGGGACAAUGUGGACAAUUGAGAUUGGUAUUCGACUGUUCAUGGUUACACGUCGUACAACUCCUAGAGUACUGGCGACCCAUCGAACCAUUGGAAAAGCAUUUCUGGCAUUAAGUAAUGUAUACUCCAAAAUCAAUUCUUUAAAAAAAAACAGCACCAAAGACAAACUGUAUAAUAUUGAGCUUAUGAUAUGCCAUGAGCUUUCUCAGCUGUAGUCUGCUACAAAAUCGAUCGUCGUGGGACGAUCAUAUUCCUCUGUAACAGACGUAUGCAGCUGCAGGCAACAAUAAUUCCGGUGACACGGGAACACUGGAGACUAGUUCCAAGAUAAUUGUAACUGUAUUUUCUGAAAUAUAAUUACUUUUUAAAAUGAAAUGAAUGUCGUAAGUGCCAUCGUGUUGCUGUAUUUGCCGAUUAUUCAUAUUGACAUAUGUAAAGGUAUUAAUAAUGCAAUAUACAUAGAUGUGCGGUUUGGGGGUAGGAGACAGUUUGAAUACAACCUGAGGAUCUAACAUUUUACAUAUCUUGACUUGUUUAGUGUUAUGAAUUCUUAUACACAACUUUCAUUGGCAUAUUCAAUGCCUGCCAUUUUUCCAUCACUUUCGAACUCAGAUAAAACUAUGACUAGCUGCAGCCAUCACGAUAGUGUCACUUAAUGUCCCUAGUUCUUGUGUUUAAGAUUAUAUCUACGGUAUAUUUCUAAUGCUUGAGUUCAGUUGUGCUUGACUCAUUGGUCAUAUUUUCUAUUUAAGGAGAUAUUCCAUUUACGACUGGACCUUGGAAAAAACAGCAUUCGGAGAUAAAGAGCUGGGAAGACUGGUUUGCCAUGCAGGAGGAUCUUGAGGAGAAACUAGACAACAUAAUGUCUGGACGCUACAUGGCAAUGUUGUGGUCCAACGCUGGGAAGCCCAGGCCAGAAAAUAAUGAUCUCAGGGAAUCUAUAAAGCGCUUGACAUGUGACUUUUUCUCUCGACCAAUGUGCAUUGGUUUUGCCAUGAAUACCUUCCAUGUUGACCCCUAUAGUGGACCCAUCACAAUACACGUUGUUGGAGCUUCUCACAUCGAGACCUUGAACAUCAGGGCCACAGAUUACGAUGAACUUGCCAAGAUGUUUCCUGGAAACCAGGGCCUGGAAGUGGUGAUGGUGGGACCCGAAAUUGUAGACAGUCCAGUCAUGAGACCUCCACUGACUGCAUUUGGACCACGUGGGAGAGUAUAUCUGAGUGGAUUUAGAGGACUGUACCAUGUAUUCUGGGAGACUCUGAUAGAAACCAAAAAGGCUGCAAGACCUGAUCUUGUGGUGGGCUUCCAUCCAGGUGUGUAUAACUAGUGUGCCUAUUUAUAAUGGCCAAUGCUCCACAAACACGAUUUAUCUAUUUGUCUAUUUAAGAUUUCUUCAGUACAUGUGUGUCUAGAAGCAGGAAUAAUGCUUUAAGUCAUGGGAUUUUGAACCAGGAGAGAAACAUAGCGAUGUACCUCUCAGCAGAGCCAAACAACCACCUGCUGGACCCAUAUAUUUAUACUCUGAGAUUGGGGCAGUAAAUAGAUCAGAUGGUUUCUCAGUAGAGGAGAGUAAAGUGAAACAUUACCACCACCCAGCUUGUUCUCAGUAGUUCAGGCUUUAUAGGGAGUUAAAAAAAUCCUGCGUAUUUACUGCCCGUGGAGACAUUUAGCUGUGAAUCUCUUGUGAAGCCUGUUUAUCCAACCCCUGCCUACCAGCAACAGUAGCUUGAGCCCUAAGUACAGCUGGAAAAAGGCUCACUGAGAUCACUGAAACAUUUCUCAUACUGAGGUUAACAGACAGCUGAAGGAAGGCACAGAAGAGAGAGGGGCAAAUAAAUUCUGGGCUGGGGUAAAUAUCUGGAUAACUCCCGAGUUAGACCACCAAAUCCAGGACCAACAGUCUUGCAAUGUCCUGUGUAGUGGAUUAAAUCUAAUGGGAGUGGGGGACCCCAUUAGAAGCAACAGGAAACCUGUUUUACUUUGGUGAAAUUAUCACUCAAACUUCAGUCCAAGCUCUGAUUAAUGUAAUAGAAACAGGGACAAAAGGGUCAGUAAAGUUACAUUACAUAGUUACAUAGCUGAAAAGAGACUUGUGUCCAUCAAGUUCAGCCUUCCUCACAUUUGUUUUUUGCUGUUGAUCCAAAAGAACUAGGAAAAAAAGUCCUUCUUGACCCCAGAAUAGCAGUCAGAUUUAUCCUUGGAUCAAGCAGUUAUUACCCUACAUUGAAAGAUUAUAUCCUUGAAUAUUCUGUUCUUGCAAGUAUGUAUCUAGUAGCUGUUUGAACAUCUGUAUGGACUCUGAUAAAACCACUUCUUCAGGCAGAGAAUUCCAUAUCCCGAUUGUUCUUACAGUAAAAAAACCCUUUCCUUUGCCUUAGACAAAAUCUUCUUUCUUCCAGUCUAAAUGCAUGGCCUCGUGUCCUAUGUAAAGUCCAGUUUGUCUUUUAACUUUUUGAAAACCCAUGAGGAUACGUCCUUUAAAGGGACACUAUAGUCACCAGAACAACUACAGCUUAUUGAAUUUUUUCUGGUGAGUAGAAUCAUUACCUUCAGGCUUUUUACUGUGUCAAAAAUAAACAAUUAAAGUGAUAGUGCUUGGAAGAAUAUAUUCAUCCUCUUACAAAAGAUUCAUUAAAUACACUUUAGUUUAUUUAGCGAUAGCACUAUUUCAUUUGUCUCCCACGUUUUAAAUUGGUGUAUGACCCACCGAUAUUGGGGUACUGGGAAAUAGUGGUGGGCUUAACACAAUAUGGCAAUAUGGCAGAAUCCCCAUGUUAGUUUGCUGAGAUAGCCUUAUAACAUGUAAAACUGUAUGUUUAUGUGUGCUCUGUUCCUUAAUCUGUAUUGGGUAUGAAUUUUAGUCACUACGGUAAGACCAUUCCUGCAAAAUGCAUGUUCCAGUUGUGCCCCCAAUUCCUUUGUCUGCACAGAUUAUUUAUUGGGUCUUUAAACUGUAUUUUGUUUUUCCCUGAAUUUAUUUAAAUACUUGAAAAACACCAUUUUAAAUGUUAAUUUUGGUGAUAUACUGUCCAAUAGCUAGGAAGGAUAAGUGUGAGGUCACAGGUACAGCCCCAGCAUAUAUAAAACUGUGGCCCCCUCCCUUUAAGCUAGCACUAUUUGUUAUAUGACAACCACUGCUACAGAUUGGUUCUGUUGCUGAACCUAACAAAGUGGCAGAGGUUAAACUCUGACUCUUAUCUCACAUUAUGUGGUUUGGUUGGGACAACUGUGUCACUGUCCACUGGUUAUGGACUGCAUGUCUCAUUAUCCAAGGGCUGGUGAAAAUUGCAGUUAGAGCCAGCUUGUAUGCCACUGCCGGCAUAUUUACAUAUAAAACAGGUGCUGAUCCUUUCUUUCUGUUCCUGUAACGAGGUCCACGAUGUGCGACAUGACUUUAUCCGACAGUAAUCCUCCUGAGCUUUAUGUGAACUCAGCUCACUAUAUAUAAAUACUGGGCCCCGCCACCCAUGGAAUUUCUCACCCUCCAGCUCCAUACGACGGGACAUGUAACCCAUCCGGGGUCGUAGUUUGCAUGCAGUGUGUACUGAGUUCACUUUAACAGAGUUUUCGAGAAUUUAAAGUGAAUUUCAAAGUUUUGGGCCACAGUAACUGAUUUGGAAAAAAUAUUAAACAAAUUCUCCACUUUGGCUGUGUUUCCACAAGAGCUAGUCAAAUAAAGUUUGAAUUUCCCUUUAAAUUCGUGACCAUUCCCACUUUAGUGAAUAAGUCUGCAAGUCUCUAUAUUUGCCAAACACAAUCGUGUCCAAUUUCCAUCUCACCUUCCUUCUACCUGUCCUUUAUUGUUCCAGGAUUCCAUGUCUCCCAGGGUCUGACAGAGGGAUGGCUCCCCACUCUGCUGCUACUGAGGGACUACCAGAUCCCAUCUCUGUUCACCUUGUACAGGUAACAUUAAUAGUUAGAGGGCAUUUUGAUGGGCACUGCUUUGUAGCUUUCUCUUCAAGUUGUGCGGCUGGUUGUGCCAUGUUCAAUUAAUGUAUAACACAGUCCAAAUAGAAUUUAUAGUAAUAUUUAUCCUCUAGGUCAGGGCUCAAUACUUCCACUAGCCAAUGACGAGUAGAAAUUCCCCCCCAGUGAGCGUACCAUGGUGGCCCCAGUUUUACAUUGGAGAUCAUAUUUUAGGCUUGUGUCGGGGCAUAGGAUUUGAAAUUUUAAUCACAUUGCCCCAGGUUCUGACCCAAAUCUGUGCCCUCAACAGAAGGAUUAAGAUCCCACAGGGCCCGGCUGGUUAUCAUUUUGGGACCACAACCUCUUCACAUAGAGCUGGGUUAUGGGGCCAAGCAAAUUCCUAGUUUCAGAGCCCCUGUGUAACCCGUCAGCGGCUGCCUAUAGUCACCUUAUGGUUAACCCUGCUCUGGGUCUCAUUAUGGUAAUGAUAUGAUAUAAUCUGAGUUCCUAUCACUGAUAAUAUUGGGCAUAUAGAACCAGACACUGACACAGCCCCAUGUAACAAGGUGAUACUUUAACAGAGUACAGUCGGCAGGAGCAGUGACACAGUGCUGUGAGGGUGUACUUACAGUGACACAGUGCUGUGAGGGUGUACUUACAGUGACACAGAGCAAUGAGGGGGUACUUACAGUGACACAGUGUGGCUAGUGGGUAUUCACAAUGACACAGUGCUGGUAGGGGGGCACUCAUUGUGACACAGUGCUGGUAGGGGGCACUCAUUGUGACACAGUCCUGGUAGGGGUCUCUCAUUGUGACAUGGUGCUGGUAGAGGGACACCCAUUGUGACAGUGCUGGUAGGGUGGUCUCUCAUUGUGACAUAGUGCUGGUAGGGGGACACCAAUUGUGACAUAGUAGUGGUAGGGGAGCUGUCAUUGUGACAUAGUGCUGGUAGGGGGGCUCUCAUUGUAACAUAGUGCUGGUAGAGGGUUUAUUGUGACACAGUGCUGGUAGGGGGUUUAUUGUGACAUAGUACUGGUAGGGGGGCUGUCAUUGUGACAUAGUGCUGGUAGGGGGACACCCAUUGUGACCUAGUACUGAUAGGGGGUCUCUCAUUGUGACAUAGUGCUGGUACGGGGGCUGUCAUUGUGACACAGUGCUGGUAGGGGGGCUCUCAUUGUGACACAGUGCUGGUAGGGGGGCUCUCAUUGUGACAUAGUGCUGGUAGGGGGGCUCUCAUUGUGACAUAGUGCUGUUGGGUGGCUAUCAUUGUGACAUAGUGCUGGUAGGGGGGCUCUAAUUGUGACAUAGUGCUGCUGGGUGGCUGUCAUUGUGACAUAGUACUGGUAGGGGGGCUCUCAUUGUGACAUAGUGCUGCUGGGUGGCUGUCAUUGUGACAUGGUGCUGGUAAGGGGCUCUAAUUGUGACAUAGUGCUGCUGGGUGGCUGUCAUUGUGACAUAGUGCUGGUAGGGGGGCUCUAAUUAUGACAUAGUGCUGUAGGGGGGCUCUAAUUGUGACAUAGUGCUGUAGGGGGGCAGCGGGGCUCUCAUUGUGACAUAGUGCUGGUAGGGGUCUCUCAUUGUGACACAGUACUGGUAGGGGGCUCUCAUUGUGACAUAGUGCUGGUAGGGGGGCUCUCAUUGUGACAUAGUGCUGUAGAGGGGCUCUAAUUGUGACAUAGUGCUGGUAGAGGGGCUCUCAUUGUGACAUAGUGCUGUAGGGGGGCUCUCAUUGUGACAUAGUGCUGGUAGAGGGGCUCUCAUUGUGACAUAGUGCUGGUAGGGGGCCUCUCAUUGUGACAUAGUGCUGUAGGGGGGCUCUAAUUGUGACAUAGUGCUGUAGGGGGCUCUCAUUGUGACAUAGUGCUGGUAGAGGGGCUCUCAUUGUGACAUAGUGCUGUAGAGGGGCUCUAAUUGUGACAUAGUGCUGGUAGAGGGGCUCUCAUUGUGACAUAGUGCUGUAGGGGGGCUCUCAUUGUGACAUAGUGCUGGUAGGGGGGCUCUCAUUGUGACACAGUACUGGUGGGGGGCUCUCAUUGUGACAUAGUUCUGGUAGAGGGGCUCUCAUUGUGACAUAGUGCAGGUAGGGGGGCUCUCAUUGUGACAUAGUGCUGGUAGGGGGGCUCUAAUUGUGACAUAGUGCUGCAGGGUGGCUGUCACUGAAGUCCUGUUAUAAUUUUCUUUUUGCAGUGAACAUGAAUUGAAGUAUUCCCUUCAGAUCCUGGCAGAGUUGGACACCAAUGUUUUAGGAUGCGGUCCUCUCCCUUUCUCAUCUUUGAAGCUCGAGCAGGUCCAGUCCGACCCUAACAAGCAACCUGUGAACAGCAACGCUCUAUACCUGACCUUCAAGGGUCCCACAUGGCAGGAUUCUGAGGCCAACAUGGGGGACCUCGAAUAA
Molecule: messenger RNA, 20107 nt
Organism: Pelobates cultripes (western spadefoot toad)
Lineage: Eukaryota; Metazoa; Chordata; Amphibia; Anura; Pelobatidae
Source: the annotation of a GenBank genome assembly